Messenger RNA from Populus trichocarpa (black cottonwood), 1427 nucleotides. RefSeq names its product S-adenosyl-L-methionine:benzoic acid/salicylic acid carboxyl methyltransferase 2. The record is from RefSeq and is a predicted model, not a curated record. The transcript has 4 exons. Gene Ontology annotation, biological process: methylation. Gene Ontology annotation, molecular function: S-adenosylmethionine-dependent methyltransferase activity. Bases 142 to 1236 code for a protein of 364 amino acids. NCBI's taxonomy places the organism in Eukaryota, Viridiplantae, Streptophyta, Magnoliopsida, Malpighiales, Salicaceae.
UCACCUACCAUUUCUACAGCGAGAUCAUCGGCAUGGAGGCCUCUAUAAAUAGAGCCAACAUGCAACUUCAUUAAACACAAUAACUCAAAUAUACACACCAGAGGGGGAGAGAGAGUGAGACAGAUAGAGAGAGGGAGAGGAAUGGAGGUUGCUCAAGUGCUUCACAUGAAUGGGGGAAGGGGAGAGACAAGUUAUGCACAGAACUCACUGGUUCAGCGAAAGGUGAUAUCCAUCACAAUGCGAAUCGCAGAAGAAGCCAUAACCAAUAUCUACUGCAACACCUUCCCUACAAGUUUAGCCAUAGCAGACUUGGGAUGUUCAUCAGGACCAAACACUCUAUAUGCAGUUUCUGAACUUGUCAAAGUAGUGGACGAGGUCCGCAGAAAACUAGGCCAUCAAUCACCAGAAUAUCAGGUGCUGUUGAAUGAUCUUCCAGGCAAUGACUUCAAUGCCAUUUUCAAGUCAUUGGCAGGCUUCCAAGAAAAUCUGAAAAAACAAAUGGGAGAUGGGUUUGGGCCAUGUUUUUUUGCCGGAGUCCCUGGUUCUUUCUAUUGCAGGCUUUUCCGUGCCAAGAGCCUGCAUUUUGUCCAUUCUUCCUACAGUCUCAUGUGGCUGUCUCGGGUCCCUGAAGGGCUGGAGGGUAACAAGGGGAACAUUUAUAUGGCCAGCACAAGUCCACCAAGCGUGCUUAAGGCUUAUUACAUGCAGUUCCAAACGGAUUUUACUCUGUUUUUGAAGUGUCGCUCGGAGGAGCUGGUGGCAGGAGGGCGCAUGGUUUUAACAAUUUUGGGUAGAAGAAGCGAAGAUCCUUCCAGCAAAGAGUGUUGCUACAUCUGGGAGCUUUUGGCUGUGGCUCUCAAUGAAAUGGUCUUAGAGGGGAUCAUAGAGGAAGAGAAAUUUGACUCCUUCAACAUUCCUCAAUACACUCCAUCUCCAUUUGAAGUGGAAUCACAAGUUAAAAAGGAAGGGUCCUUUACCAUUGAUCGUUUGGAGGUAUCUCAAGUCAAUUGGAAUGCUUACGAUAAUGAAGUUUACCAGUCUGCAGCUUUUGAAGAUGGUGGAUACAAUGUUGCUAAGUGCAUGAGAGCUGUGGCAGAGCCCUUGCUUGUUAGCCACUUCGGUGAAGCAAUUAUCGAUGAGGUUUUCUCUAGGUAUGGAGAAAUUGUGGCCAGUCGCAUGUCAAAAGAGAAGACUGAAUUUGUCAAUGUGACUGUUUCCGUGACUAGAAAGGGAUGAUCUUGAUGACUUGUUGAUUCGAUCAUGAUCAUGUGGUUGCCAGUAUCAUAGUGAAAUUAAUCUAUGUUUUCCUAGUUUACUUGCUCAUUGAAUGUUGCAGCUCAGCUGUUCUUCAUGUCCUAGUCUUGAAGGAUCUGAUCAGCUAGUUCGAGCCUUUCUUAAUUUUAUUUAUAAAAAAGAAAGUUAAUCCA